Molecule: messenger RNA, 3919 nt
Organism: Tripterygium wilfordii
Lineage: Eukaryota; Viridiplantae; Streptophyta; Magnoliopsida; Celastrales; Celastraceae
Product: two-component response regulator ARR2-like
Exons: 6
Coding region: 233-2284 (683 amino acids)
Biological process (GO): cytokinin-activated signaling pathway; phosphorelay signal transduction system
Molecular function (GO): DNA binding; DNA-binding transcription factor activity
Source: RefSeq, a predicted model, not a curated record
CCACUCUUCAAGCACUACCCACUUUUGAAUAAUUGUUCCUUUCAACUUUGAAUCUCAUAUAAAAUACACACAAUCAUCUUCUCUAAUAAUCCAAAAUCUGUCUUCUUUUCUUUCAAAUUCUUCCGUAUCUCAACUGGGUAUCCCUUGGAUGCCAAGUACUAGUUCAACGCAUGUAAUUCACUGAUUUUUUUGUGGUGUAAGUCUUAGUCUUAGAUCAUAGUGUUCUUGAGCUAUGAAUCUGAGCAACGGCAAAGGAUCUAUGUCAACUGCGAGCUCCACUGCUUCUUGGAAGUCCGGAGAUGUCUCGGAUCAGUUUCCGGUGGGUUUGCGUGUUCUGGUGGUUGACGACGACCCCACUUGUCUCAUGAUCCUGGAGAAGAUGCUUAGGACUUGCCUUUAUGAAAGUACGAAAUGCAAUCGAGCAGAAAUCGCAUUGUCUCUGCUUCGAGAAAACAAAAAUCGGUUUGAUAUUGUUCUAAGCGAUGUCCACAUGCCGGACAUGGACGGUUUCAAACUCCUGGAGUACAUUGGGCUGGAGAUGGAUCUGCCUGUUAUCAUGAUGUCCGCGGAUGAUGGGAAAAGCGUUGUAAUGAAAGGUGUGACUCAUGGUGCCUGUGACUACCUGAUCAAACCAGUUCGAAUUGAGGCACUAAGGAACAUAUGGCAACAUGUGGUUCGGAAGAAGAAGAAUGAGUGGAAGGAAGCGGAGCAUUCAGGAAGUGCUGAAGAUGGAGAUCGGCAACAAAAGCCAUCCGAAGAUGCAGAUUACUCAUCCUCUGCAAACGGAGGCAGUUUUAGAAACUUGAAAAAGAGAAAGGAUGAAGAAGAUGAUGGGGAGGAGAAGGACGAUACAUCCACAUCGAAGAAACCUCGGGUCAUUUGGUCAGUUGAGCUUCAUCAACAGUUUGUGGCAGCUGUUAAUCAACUAGGCAUUGAGAAGGCUGUUCCUAAGAGAAUUCUGGAUCUGAUGAAUGUUCCUGGGAUCACCAGAGAGAAUGUCGCUAGCCAUCUCCAGAAAUAUAGGUUAUAUCUGCGGAGGCUAAGUGGGGUGCAGUACCAAGGCAAUAUGAGCAACUCUUUUAUCAAUCCCUCGGAAGCAACUUUUGGGUUGUCUCCACUUGACGGGGGCAUUGAUUUUCAGACUCUUGCUGCUGCUGGUCAACUAUCAACCCAGAGUCUUGCCACUCUCAAAGCUGCUGGACUUGGUAGGUCAUCUGCCAAACCUGACUUACCCAUGUCCUUUGGUGAUCAAAGGAACCUUUUUAGCUUUGAAAAUCAAGAGUUGAGAUUUGGUGGGGGUAAACAACAACAUAUGAGCAGUAAUAAGCAAAUGAACUUAGUUCACAGAAUUCCAGCAACUAUGGAGCCAUUGCCAAAGCAGCUUUCAAACUUGCAACGUACUGCCCAACCUCUCGGGGGCAUCAAUUUGCAAGUCAAUGACCAUGGGGGUCAGAGCAGCCCAAGUAACUCUUACUUGAUGCAGAUGGCUCAACCACAAUCGCGAGGGCUGAUAGUAAAUGAAACUACAGGUGCUAAUGUCCCCCGGCUACCAUCAUCCAUCGGGCAGCAUACUAUAUCAAAUGGGAUUGCUGGUGGAGUCCUAGUCAGAAAUGGAAUCAGUGAAGAGGGAAGAGGAGCUGGGUACAAUGUUGCAGUUCCGCAAACAUCUUCAAAGAUGAAUUUGCAAUUGAACCAGACAGUGCAAUUGCCAGGAAAUAGUUUCUCUCUUGGAGGAAACCCUGCUAUAUAUAGUCUUGCGUCCAAGGGGGAGUUUCAAGAAGAGGUUAGCUCAAACAUAAAAGGAUUGCCAGGAUUCAUUCCAAGUUAUGAUAUUUUUAGUGAUUUUCGUCAGUAUCAAUCCCAUGAUUGGGAGUUGCAGAAUGUAGGUGUGACAUUUGACGCUUCUCAGCCUUCAAACUCUCUGCAAGGCAACUUUGAUAUGCCUUCAGUUUUAGCUAGUCAAGGAACUUCAUAUGGGCAAAGGACCGGACAGUUCAUGAAUGUAUCUUCUGUGGGGAAGGAAAUGUUCUCUAUGGUUGAAGGAAAUGGGCUUGGCAGCGUACAAAAUCUCAGUCACCAUCUCGAUACCCUUCCUGUCGAAAAUUCAAUAAAAGUUAAAACAGAAAGAGUUCCUGAUUCUAACUGUCAGACUAGCUUUUUCCCUGAGCACUUUGGUCAGGAGGAUCUCAUGAGUGCAUUGCUCAAGCAGCAGCAAGAAGGAAUUGGACAAGCUGAAAACGAGUUCGACUUUGAUGGGUAUCCCAUGGAUAAUAUUCCUGUGUAGAACAUGCUUCAUGUUUCUAUUUGUGAACGCAGUUUCUGGUGUACAUACUGCUACAGAUAAUUUGGCCUUUUUCUUUCGCAAUCGUAGUUGAGAUCCACGUAUCCAUCAUCUUCAAGUGCAUUGAGAGAGUCAGACUCCAGAAUGAGAUCCUUCCCAGAUAGUAUAGGGUUUGAGAUUCUCAACUCCAAUGCUCUGCUGAUUGCCCUCAGCUUUGCUUCAUUUGAUUCAUAUACCCCUACACUGCAUGAGAAGAAGCAAAUGAAUGAUCUGAAUCCCGUAGUACUCUUCCUAUUCCUGCCCUGCCCAGUUUUCCUAGGGCUGAACCAUCGACAUUCCAUUUCAAUUUAUCAUUAGGAGGAGGAAUCCACUGUACUUGUCCACCAUUCUAUACCACAAGUUAGAUGGACCUGUGCAUUGGCAGAACAGAUGGUCCACAGUCUCCUGGGCUGAUAGGCAGAAUGGACAGACAUACAUUAGCUGAUGCCAGUAUAAUCCCUUUGUGUGCCAAAUUAUCUCUGGUGGGAAGUUUCUUAUGGAGCAUGAUCCAUGCAAAGAUCUCCACCCUAGGAGGUGCAAGACCCUUCCAUACUGCUUUGUAGAAAGGUGGCCACAGGGAUAGGAUUUUGAAGGGAGUUCAGCACUUCAGCUAGCUUGACAUAGGAGAGAAUUUCCAUAUUAUUCUGUCCACUUUGUUGGGGCAUAGUGUACAGGGUUGAAAGCAACUGCAGCAACUCAUCAAUUAAAGUCUCUUCCCAUCUGUAGAGGUUCCUUCUCCACAAAAACCUCCAUUCCCAGCUAUUGUUAUUCCAGAAUCCCAUAUCUUAAAUUUUGCAUGACUUCUGGAUAGAUGUUCCAAGCAACCUCUCAAAUAUCACACAUAGAGACCUAUUAGUGACCCAUUUGUCUUGCCAGAAUUUUAUGCAGCUUCCAUUCGCAAUAACAAUGCCCAAUACCCUCUUGAAACAGUAUGCCACAAUGAGUCUUGAUUCAACAUUAGGGCCUGGACACUUUGCCAUAAGUAAGAGGCAGAUGGGGAUGUAGGAAUGGUUAAGAGUGUUUAGUAGGGCUUGGCUUCCUCUGGUAUACUUUCCACUGAUAACAAAUCUCCACAGUGAUCCCUCAUUUUGUAAGAAUCUCCAUACCCAUUUGAAUAGCAAUGCUUUGCUUUUCAGGGUUAUAUCACCAAUCCGCAGACCCCUAGAUUGCUUUGGUGGUAUUACUUGUUUUCAGCUGAUGUGGUGCAACUUUUUCUUCACUUCUAUAUCUCCCGACAGAAAACUCCAUUGUAGAGAUUCCAGUUUUCUGGCCACCACCACUGGCAUCUUGAACAGGGACAUGUAGUAGAUUGGCAAAUAUGACAGAGCUGAUUGGAUUAAUGUUAAUCUGUCCCCAAUGACUUAACUGGUAGAGAUUCUGCUCUACAGUGAUACUUAGCAGCCAUAGCCUUAGUCCACUACCUACUCAUGCCAAUUCCAACAAGGGAGCUCUUAGAGGAAUUUACUUUAAGCCCUGAGAUGAUCUGGAAACAUCUCAAUAUUCUUUUGACCACUUAUAUGCAUCUCUCUUUAGCUUUGCAGAAAAUCAGUAUGUCAUCAGCAUAUUGAAUAUGAGAUAAUGCUUAACGCAUAUUCUUUA